Rosa chinensis is the source of this 1341-nucleotide messenger RNA. Its product is annotated as putative nuclease HARBI1. The transcript has a single exon. NCBI's taxonomy places the organism in Eukaryota, Viridiplantae, Streptophyta, Magnoliopsida, Rosales, Rosaceae. The coding region runs from base 1 to 1341 and encodes 446 amino acids. The record is from RefSeq and is a predicted model, not a curated record.
AUGAAGAGAUUGUGGGCUAAGUAUCGACAAUCUCGAGAUGAAGAUCUUGAAGAGCUGUGUACAACUAAUGCUCUUGUGGUAGCAGCAGUCGCUGAAGCUGAAGCUUCCUCCGGAUCACGACCACGGGGUUCUCAACCGGGGCGUGCACCGAAUGAGGAGCGGUUUAGGGAAUCAAGAGGGAAAGACAUGAUACAAGAUUACUUUGUGGAGCGUCCAGUUUUCAGUGAAGAGAUAUUCCGGACAAGGUACAGGAUGAGUCACAAUUUGUUCAACCGCAUCUCCAGUGAUCUUUGUGGUACCGACCCGUACUGGGUCCAGAAAUCAGAUGCUGCAGGCAAAGUCGGACUACUUCCCCAGCAGAAGCUGACAUGUUCCUUAAGAAUGCUUGCUUAUGGUGCAGGGGCAGAUCAAUGUGGUGAGUAUUGUCGGAUGGCGAAAUCUACCUCCAUUCAGGCUCUGAAACGAUUUACAAGAGGAAUCGUUAAUCUGUACGCGGCAGAAUACCUCCGGGCACCUAAUCCGGCCGACCUCAGAAGACUUCUCACCAAAGCUGAGAAAAGGGGCUUUCCGGGGAUGAUUGGAAGCAUCGACUGCAUGCACUGGCAAUGGAAGAAUUGCCCAACAGGUUGGGCUGGAGAAUACAGCGGUCGAAAACAUGUGCCCACUAUCAUCCUCGAAGCAGUCGCUUCUUAUGACACAUGGAUAUGGCAUGCCUUCUUUGGAAUGCCUGGAUCAUGCAACGACCUCAACGUCCUUGCUAAGUCCCCGCUGUUUGACGACGUCACUACUGGUCGAGCCCCUCGAGUCCAAUUUCAAGCAAAUAACAGGAAUCACAAAUUAGGGUACUAUCUCGCUGAUGGUAUCUAUCCGCAAUGGGCGACUUUCAUAAAAUCAAUUCCAAGGCCAACACGACCGAAGGAUCUGAAGUUUUCCCAGGCUCAAGAGGGGUACAGGAAGGAUGUCGAAAGAUGUUUCGGCAUUUUACAGUCGCGCUUCAGUAUUAUUCGAGGAGCUGCUCGUGGCUGGGAAAGAGAUGACCUUCAUUUCAUCAUGCUGACGUGUAUUAUAUUACACAAUAUGAUAAUCGAGGAUGAAAGACCAGAUGACAGCGAUGAGGAUUUGGAGUCCGAUGAAGAAGAGGAUAACAAUAUGAAGCCCAGGUUGGCCCAGGUUUGGGAAGGACCGACUGGUCAUGACUUCGAUCCUGUUGGUAGAGAUGGUUAUUACUUCAACGGAUUCAUGGAUCGAUAUGAUGCCAUUAGAAGUGCAAACAGUCACUCAAACCUUCAAGGGGAUCUGAUAGAGCAUUUCUGGAACGUUCAAGGCAACAUGGAGAUCUAG